CCGUGUUAGUCACUGUUUUAAAGCAGGAGUCUGGUGGGGAUCAGGGCAAGACAAAUCCCUCUCGGAGUAAACAAGACUGUACAGGAAUUUCCUAACCUUUUUUUUUCCCCCCAACAAAAUGUGUGUCAGACAGGUUCUUCACUUCCUCCUCUUCUUCAUCUUCCUCCCAGUGCAGCUCUUCAAUUCAAGAUGGCACGGCGUGACGGCCAUCCAAGUGUCUACGUCGGGGAGCGUGCAGGCGGUGAACGGCUCCGAUGUCCGCUUGAGAUGUACGUUCGUAAGCAGCAGCAAAGUAAAAAAAAACACAGUCACCAUCUCCUGGAGCUUCAGGCCGCUUCGGCCCGGCGUUGAGGAGUCUGUGUUCUACUUCUACGAGAAGCCGUAUCCUCCAGUCAAAGGGCUCUUCCGAGAGAAGGUGGUGUUUGUUGGAGACGUUUUGUCACACGACGCCUCCAUCCUGGUUCGGGAUGUGACCUUCAGCUUCAAUGGGACGUUCACCUGCCAGGUGAAGAACCCGCCUGACGUCCAUGGAAACAUCGGAGAAGUCAAAUUCCGAGUUGUGGCUUCAGCUCCUUUUUCAGAGAUUGUGAUUCUGGCAGUGACCAUCGGGGGCGCUGUUUUGCUGUGCAUCGUCAUCCUGGCCAUCGGUAUGUUCCUCCGCAGGUGUCGGAAAUUGAAAAGGAUGGAGCAAGAAAGUCUCGGCGAGAACGAAAAGACCUUGCGGUGUGGUGAGAGAUGAUGGGAACGAUGAACAGGGAGGAGGAAUGAAAGCUACUGAGGUGCUGAAGAAGGGAAGAGAACGGUAUAAGCGAAUCUGCACUUCCUCUCCAGCGCCCCCUGUGGUGCGGAUGCAUAAUUAGUUUUUAUUAUAUUAUGUCGAUCGUUUUUUUGUGUAUGUGUGUUUGUGCCUUCAAUAUUUUUCCAAAUGGACUCUUAUGGAUUUAAGAAUCAAUUUAACUGAAAAACAUUUGACCUUGACAUCAAGGACAGUGCAUCUAAAGCUAGCCAAAUAAAACGCAACAUAACCGCAACUAAUUAUGUACAAAUUAAACGCAUUUAAACCACA
Silurus meridionalis is the source of this 1066-nucleotide messenger RNA. Its product is annotated as myelin protein zero-like protein 2. The record is from RefSeq and is a predicted model, not a curated record. NCBI's taxonomy places the organism in Eukaryota, Metazoa, Chordata, Actinopteri, Siluriformes, Siluridae. Gene Ontology annotation, cellular component: membrane. Bases 119 to 739 code for a protein of 206 amino acids. The transcript has 4 exons. Gene Ontology annotation, biological process: cell-cell adhesion.